Archocentrus centrarchus (flier cichlid) is the source of this 2880-nucleotide messenger RNA. RefSeq names its product tumor protein p63 (gene tp63). Gene Ontology annotation, cellular component: nucleus. The record is from RefSeq and is a predicted model, not a curated record. The transcript is spliced from 12 exons. NCBI's taxonomy places the organism in Eukaryota, Metazoa, Chordata, Actinopteri, Cichliformes, Cichlidae. The coding region runs from base 153 to 1895 and encodes 580 amino acids. Gene Ontology annotation, biological process: apoptotic process; protein tetramerization; regulation of transcription by RNA polymerase II. Gene Ontology annotation, molecular function: DNA-binding transcription factor activity, RNA polymerase II-specific; protein binding; RNA polymerase II cis-regulatory region sequence-specific DNA binding.
AGGGCCUUCCCAUAGAUUCUUAUAGGAGCUUCUGCCUGUCCACUUUGCAUCUGUAGUCCACAUCACUCCUUUCAGAGUGAGGAAAAGAGAUUUGUGGAAUCCUGGAGCCAGUGGAGCAAACAGCAGCAGCUCUGCUCAACCUCAGCGCCAACAUGUUGUACCUGGAGACGGGAACCACAACUUCUUACAACGAGUCACAGUACACAAACCUGGGGCUCCUGAACGGCAUGGAUCAGAACAUCCAGAACGGCGGCUCGACCUCCACCAGCCCCUACAACAACGACCACGCUCAGAACAACGUGACCGCCCCGUCGCCCUACGCCCAGCCCAGCUCCACCUUCGAUGCCCUUUCUCCCUCACCGGCCAUCCCGUCCAACACAGAUUAUGCCGGGCCCCACACCUUCGACGUCUCCUUCCAGCAGUCGAGCACAGCAAAGUCUGCCACCUGGACGUACUCGACAGAUCUGAAGAAGUUAUACUGCCAGAUCGCCAAGACGUGUCCCAUUCAGAUCAAAGUCCUGACCACCCCUCCCCAGGGCGCCGUGAUCAGGGCCAUGCCAGUUUACAAAAAAGCCGAACAUGUGACCGAGGUGGUGAAACGCUGCCCGAACCACGAGCUCAGCCGCGAGUUCAAUGACGGUCAGAUCGCUCCGCCGAGCCACCUGAUCCGCGUGGAGGGAAACAGCCACGCCCAGUACGUGGAGGACUCCAUCACCGGGAGACAGAGCGUACUGGUUCCAUACGAGCCUCCCCAGGUCGGGACUGAGUUCACCACCAUUUUGUACAAUUUCAUGUGCAACUCGAGCUGCGUGGGUGGGAUGAACCGCCGCCCGAUUCUCAUCAUCGUCACCCUGGAAACCAGAGACGGGCAGGUUUUAGGGCGCCGCUGCUUCGAGGCCAGGAUCUGCGCCUGCCCGGGCCGAGACCGCAAGGCCGACGAGGACAGCAUCCGCAAGCAGCACGUAACGGACGCCACAAAGAGCAGUGAGGGUACGAAACGCCCCUUCCGCCAGGUCUCCCACGGCAUACAGAUGUCCGCCAUCAAGAAGAGAAGAUCUACAGAUGAGGAGGUGUUCUGUUUGCCUAUUAAAGGACGUGAAAUUUAUGAGAUUUUGGUGAAAAUCAAAGAGUCUCUGGAACUCAUGCAGUUCCUGCCGCAGCACACAAUAGAGUCGUACCGACAGCAGCAGCAGAACCUCCUGCAGAAACAAACCUCCAUGUCAUCUCAGCCCUCCUUCGGCUCCACCUCCCCCACCCCCGGAAAGGUCAACAAGCUGCCCUCCGUCAGCCAGCUCAUCAACCCCCAGCAGCGUAACACGCUCACCCCAUCCAGCAUGUCUGGAGGCCUCACCGACAUGACUCCCAUGAUGGGCACUCACAUCCCCAUGAACGCUGACAUGAGUUCACUGAGCCCCACACACGCCCUGCAGCCUCAGCUGCCCCUGGUGCCCUCCUCCCACUGUACCCCCCCUCCUCCAUACCCCAUGGACAGCAGCAUCUCCAGCUUCCUUAUUCGGCUGGGCUGCGCCGGCUGCUUGGACUACUUCACAGCACAGGGCCUAACCAACAUCUACCAGAUUGAGAACUAUAACAUGGAGGACCUGUCCAGGCUGAAGAUCCCUGCCGAGUUCCAGCACAUCAUCUGGAAGGGCAUCAUGGAGCACCGACAGGCCAUGGAUUUUCCCCCUCCUCCCCACAUAGUGCGCACCACCGGCAGCGCCUCCACCGUCAGCGUGGGCUCCUCCGAGGCACGGGGCGAGCGCGUCAUUGACGCCGUGCGCUUCACCUUGCGUCAGACCAUCUCCUUCCCGCCUCGCGACGAGUGGUCCGACUUCUCCUUCGACCUGGAUUCCCGCCGCAACAAACAGCAGCGCAUCAAGGAGGAGGGAGAGUAAGACGCCGCCGCCGCCGCCGCGUUCCCGCUUGUCAUUUCACGCCUGCUGAUGAACAUUUCAUUUGAAACCUGCUGUUAGUGCAACGCCUGCUGAGAACAAACACACAGAUGCACUUACUGUCAUUUUUGUCCUGCACAGAUAUUUUAACAGUAUCCAAAAAAAAGGAUGCUUUUUGUUUUGUUUUGUUUCUACGUUUUAUUAUCAUGUAAUUUCUUGAGAGCACUUAAGAAAUGCCGAGGACUUCCCAGGUCGCUUUGAGGUUUAAGUGUUCGAUUCAUUCCCGAGUCAAAGCACGACUGGAGCGUUAGAGGGUUUAUUAGGGCUUGUGUUUCUGCUGUGGGCCGUAGCAAACGUGUAUUUUAGUCUGUAAUCCUUUUAGUCGAGCACACUGGUUUCCGCUCUGGCAGGAGUCAUUUCAAACAUUUCCUCUCAGAAGUAUUACGUCAGCUGAUGGGCGAUUUGUUUCCCGCUUCCAUAUUUUGCUUCUUUUGUUUUUUAAUGUAUGUUGUGAGACCAACGCAGAGUUGUGAAAUGUGUUUGAUGGUCUUUCAUUUGAUGUAGCCACAUAUAGGCCUGACACUCCCAGUGUUUUACAGUUAUGACUGAUGUCGUUUUAUUCUUGUUUAUUGCUGAGCAAAAGUAUUUUUUUAAUUCAUGAAUCAUGUGUUGGUAGAGGAAACUGGAGUUAAAUGUACAUACAUUUGUAUAGUUGUUUUUUAAGUCGCUCUAAGGGAACUGCAUGAUUUCCUUCAUGAACCGAGCACAUGAGUGUUUGGAGCUGUAUCACUUUGUAUUAAUCAGGUCACAUACAGUGUGUGUGUGGACCCAGGAUUUAGCCCAGCUUUGUCUGCAUUGUUAGAAAGAAGCAAAAACCGACUGCAGUUUCAUAUUUUUGUACAAUGUAUUGUAAAUAUGUUGCAGUAUAUCGAGGGUAUUUUGAUAUAAAUCUGAAAUAAAUAUCCAUUCUUGCUGUAUUGCCUGUUAA